AUGGGUCCACGAAACCUGGUAGAGACUUCACAUUCACCAACAUAUGUCCUUAUCAACUCCUUCGGAACAAAUGCAAACCUCUUCACUGCUCAAUUCAACGAUGAUAAACUUACCACAAUAGCAAAUCUUAUUGCCAUUGAGCCUCUCGGGCACGGGAGGACGGAAUGCAGACAGACAGUCUGGACAUACUGGGACUCGGCUUACAUGAACCUCGAGGCUAUGAAAGUGCUAGGUAUACAAGAGGCAUUUGUUUUGGGAACAUCCCAAGGGGGAUUUAUUGCGGCGCGCAUGGCACUCAUUGCACCUGAGAAGGUCAAAGGAAUCAUAUUGCUGGGAACCGCUCUUGACGCAGAAUCGAACCGUCUGAUCGCACAAGGUAGUUGGGAUGGAAAGUCUAUCGCCGAUGGUAUGCUUGCCCGAUGGGAAAAGCAUGCCCUCGACGGGGAUGACUUUUCGCCACCCACUGAAUACUGCCGCAGGAUUGUCGAGUCCGGAUACGGCAGCGAUGCUUCAGAGCAGCUGAUUGAAUUCUGGACAAAGGAAAUUAGGUCUUCAUAUAAGGGUGAGCAUGGUCGUCAGAAAUUGAUUAUGAUGGCCAUCAAUCUGAAGGAACGCGAUGGCAUACUCGCACGCCUUCCAUAUAUCACGACGCCGGUUUUGUGGAUGCAGGGCACCCUGGACCCAGUAUUCACAAUAUGUACGGCAGAAAAUGAGAUUAGUCUGUUUAAGGGGAGCACCUCCGCCCGUCUUGUUAUUGUUCCUGGAGGGCAUCAUUUCCUCAGUGCCUCACAUCCCGAUCGUGUCAAUCCACAGAUGAUUCAGUUCGCACAAGAGUAUUCCAAGGGUCAUGUUUCAAAGGUCUGA
This is a messenger RNA of Penicillium arizonense, 864 nucleotides long. RefSeq names its product alpha/beta fold hydrolase. The transcript is spliced from 5 exons. The record is from RefSeq and is a predicted model, not a curated record. Bases 1 to 864 code for a protein of 287 amino acids. NCBI's taxonomy places the organism in Eukaryota, Fungi, Ascomycota, Eurotiomycetes, Eurotiales, Aspergillaceae.